AUGGGGGGACGCUUGCUGCUUUUCUUGCCAUGGCGGCUGCUGCUGCUGCUGCUUUCAUCACAUGCUGUAACGGCGUUCCGUUUCACAGUGGAUGACUUCCCUGACGGAUUUGCCUUUGGAGCUGGGACUGCAGCAUUUCAGGAAGAUGUAAAGCUAAUGAAAGACAUAGGCACGAAGGCUUACAGGUUCACCAUAUCUUGCUCAAGACUUAUUCCUAAUGGGAGAGGAGCAGUGAACCCAAAAGGGCUGCAGUUCUACAACGAUAUGAUAAAUGAGCUAGUGAAAGAAGGGGAGUUACACUACACUGCACUGCAUUUGUUUGUCACUGUCUCACUGAAACUGAAUCAUCGUUUUCCAACCCUUGUGCAGGUAUUCAGAGACGACUUCACAGCAUAUGCAGACGUUUGUUUUCGUGAGUUUGGCGAUAGGGUGGCACACUGGACAACUAUGAUGGAACCAAACAUCAUUGCUCAAGGUUCCUAUGACGUUGGAAUUGUGCCGCCUGGACGUUGUUCAUAUCCAUUUGGGCAUGAUUGCACAGUUGGCAACUCCACCGUGGAGCCCUACCUGUUUCUACACUACAAUCUGCUAGCUCACUCCUCGGUUGUCAGGCUAUACCGGGAGAAGUACCAACGCACUGUUCGCUUGGCUUAUAAGCCCAUUUUCAUUCCCUUCAGUUCAGAGCCUUGUGUUUCUGCUCAACUUUCUUGA
Molecule: messenger RNA, 711 nt
Organism: Miscanthus lutarioriparius
Lineage: Eukaryota; Viridiplantae; Streptophyta; Magnoliopsida; Poales; Poaceae
Source: the annotation of a GenBank genome assembly